UUAGAGGAUUUUUCAUCACUUUUUUCACGUCGGAAUUCAGAAAAAUAUUUCAAAUAURUAGAACUGGAUGUUCUCUUUAACCUGGAAAAAUUUAAAGAACUUCUGGGAUAAAAUAAACACGGAGUUCGAGUUUUGUGUGGACUCGUCUUGAAGCUUUCUGAUACUUCUCGUACUAGUAAAAUUGUCCUUUCCCGCUAUGACAUGACUAGAAGAAAAAUGAGUGGCCCUUCGUCUGAUAGGAAGAACUCGCAUGGCAAAAUAAAAGACAAGAAAAACGCUUUACCGUUCCUCAAACCCAUUAGAUCCAAGCAGCAAUUCAAACAAUCUCAGAGCCCGAGUGACCUACAACCAGGGGGCAGUUUUACUAGCAGUUAUAUUGCAAGCAAAAAUGAUUUGAUUGUAAAAUACACGGAGGGAAAACAUAUGACAAGAAGUUUUCAGAAACUGUCAACGACUUUACCAGGAACAUUGCCACAUCUUGCCAUAGGACCAGACAAGCAUCACACCCAGAUUGACGAUCACAGUAGCAAGGAUGCUAAGACUAAACAUUCAGAACAGUUACCUCAUCUGCUGAAUCAGCAAAACCUUCUUAAGAGCUCGACCACCGGCAACAAACAGGCUCAAAACCUUAAUCUAACAGAUUAUGCAAAACCUACUAUCCGAAAAGGACAGUCUGCCAUUGCACUUACGAGUGAAGAACACAUCACUAAAGUUCGUCGUGAUCCUAAUGGAUAUAAACUGCCCAUGUCACCAGCAACUGCUGUCAAAGCGUAUAGUGAUCGACUCACUACAUUCGAGCAAUCAGAAAUCCUUGAUUACCCAGAGAUCUGGUUCCUUGGGUUGGAUGCGAAGAAGAUCGAAGGAAUGCCUGGUGGACCGCAGAAUAAUCACUAUGAUGACGAGAAUGGUAGCUACCUAAAAAGCCUGCACGAUCACUUGAUGUACAGAUACGAAGUACUAGAGGUGCUUGGUAAAGGCUCGUUUGGACAAGUAGUUAAAGCAAUAGAUUAUAAAACUGGACAAAAUGUCGCUGUCAAGAUCAUUAGGAAUAAAAAACGAUUUCAUCAGCAAGCUUUAGUAGAGGUGAAAAUCUUAGAAAACUUAAGAAAAAAGGAUAAAGACAAUACCCAUAAUGUCAUACACAUGAUUGAUCAUUUCUACUUUAGGAAUCACCUUUGUAUAGUCUUUGAAUUAAUGGGGAUAAAUUUAUACGAACUGAUAAAGAAAAAUAAUUUUCAAGGAUUUAGCUUGGCGCUGAUUAGAAAGUUUGCUAUUGCACUUCUACAAUGCUUAAAAGUCAUCCACAAAGAGAAGAUCAUCCAUUGUGACCUGAAACCGGAAAAUAUUUUACUUCGACAAAAGGGACAGACAUCAAUCAAAGUGAUUGACUUUGGCUCCAGUUGCUAUGAGCACCAAAGAGUUUAUACAUAUAUUCAGAGUAGAUUUUAUCGUUCACCUGAAGUUAUUUUAGGAUUGCCUUACAGUAUGGCUAUCGAUAUGUGGAGUUUAGGUUGUAUCCUAGCUGAACUAUAUACUGGAUAUCCUCUCUUUCCCGGUGAAAAUGAAGUAGAACAACUCGCUUGUAUUAUGGAGGUCUUAGGUCUACCUUCUCCAAAAAUAAUAGAAUCAGCAUCACGAAGGAGAUUAUUCUUUGAUUCCAAAGGAAUCCCACGAUGUAUCACAAACUCCAAAGGCAAAAAACGAAGGCCUAGCACUAAAGAUCUAAGUACAGCAAUAAGAAAUAACGAUGCUUUGUUUCUUGGAUUCUUAAGGCAAUGUUUAGAAUGGGAUCCUGAUAAACGUAUCACUCCAGACGAAGCUCUACAGAAUGACUGGAUAUUAGAGGGGCGUCAGAAACUUCGUGGUAUAUCGCGCAUUAGUUCACGGUACCACCCAUUAACCAGCCAACGUAGCAACCACGAUGUUAGCUCGACAACAGACACGACAACAGCCAAUGACCAACCUAAACCUAGUGGAGAAACCCAAGGUUGGAUCAAGCGAAGCGCGAGAACACGUGAACGACUUCAACCAAUCGGAGCCGACUCUAGUCAUAAUCCAAUACACGAUAACAAUAACAAUCUACACAAGACAACGUCAGGGACUGGUAAGGAGAGUAUAGGGAUUGGCUUGUUAUCGAAGAGGAUUACUUCCGGUGAUGCACAUUCAGCAAAAAAUAAAGACAAAGAUAUAGAGCUAUCAGCGCCAGAGAAACCCUCCAAUGAUGGAGAAAAAGAGGGACAGUUUUUACCUCCUAUCAAAUAGUGUUACCAAGUAAUGUGUGAAUUAUAGUGUGUGCUUAGUCCCACAUAUAAACAUGAGAAAAAAUUAGGGCUGGAUAUUAAUUAGAUAUAGGGGAGGGGAGGGCUGGUGCAAAAUUGGAAAGAUCUUUAGUUAGUUUUUCCCCACCCCACCCCCACAUCUGUAGUACAUUGAUCCCUGAACUCUCUUACUUUAAUGGUCAACCUUUCUCCCCUUGCAUGAUAUUUGCCACCCUACCCCUUAAUUAUGCACCAGCCCUGCCCAGCAUAAUGUCUAAUUUAUGACCUGUUUCUUAUUUUACUGUAUUUUUAUCUCUUAUGAAAAUCUCAAGUUUUUGAUGACUUUAAAUUAUUUUUCAAGGUAUUUAUAUUUUUUAUCCAAGUAUUUAUUUCUCAUUCCUCUGGAGGAAGAAGCCAACAAAAUUUCUACAAAUCCAUUCACAAUUUCUAUUUCAUUUUCUAGUUUUCCAUUCCAAGAAAGAGUCAUUGUAAUUUAAACUAUUACUAUUGCUUGUUAAACAAGUUUCUAUAAAGUAAAAAUGAUAUUUAUUAUUAAUAAUGCUAAAAGGUUCUUUGUAAAACUGGAAAUAUUUUUAAAAGUAGUUUUAGAUCUACUUUAUUGCAAAAUCUGCUCGUCAAACCAAACCGAAUUAUAAUUUUCACGAAGGUCUCUUACUUUUUGACCACUAUUUAUUAUCUAUUUAUUUUGUCAUUCAAAUGCCUUGUGUAUAUAAGAGUGCAGUGAGAUUUCUUAUAGCUUGUUGUAAUUUUAAAUGAAGUAUUACGUUUUGGACUUACUUUUUUUGAUACUUAAAACUAGUUGAAGCCAAAUAUGUUGUUGUUUGAAAAGGAUGUUUCUUGCAUGUUCAACCCAACUCGUUUUUGGUUUUUCAGUUGUAUGUUUGACGAAAAAGUAUUUUUGUAUCAUUUUAAAUAUUUAUACGAAACCACCGGAAAUAUUUAUUUUUAGUUUGAAAUAUUUUUAACAAUUUGGUUUGGUUCGAUUUUAGUCUCAAUCAAUAAUGUACUGUAUGGCUUAAAAAAGUAUCUUGGUAAGAUUGAACCAAGUUAAAGCAAAUGAGUUUUUCUAUAAAAUAUUUGAAGUAAAAAAAAAAAAAUUAAAACAAACCGACUUGGUUGAUAAGCUCAUAUGAUUUCAUGUUUUUCUUUAAGAGUAGUUUUCGUAAGACUGAAAAGCUCGCGGCACGAACACRGUCGUAAUACGGUAAGGCCUACGCCAGACCAAUCACAUUGCGUGAGGAUUUACUCUCCAUCCAAUCAAAUAUCCGAAACACGGCAUGAACAUGGCGCGGACACUGUCACGCCAAGGUCAUGGCUCUGCCAGACCAAUCACAUUACCGAGAAAAAAAAUCAGCCAAUCAAAAUUCUAGAAAACAUCACGGUCGCGGCAAGUCACACAUGCGGCACCGAGCUUUUACAGUCCUACGAAAAUUGCUCCGUCUUUUUAUUUGACUAACCUGUUGUUAUUGUUGCAAAGUCACUCGGCCUUUUGACUUCAGUGGAUUCUUUUACAAGAGACCAUGGCAUGCUUCAAUAAAUAAUUAUACUUCAAGUUUAACAUUGGAAACCAUAUUUCUACUAACUAAUAUUGUCAAUGAAUAAAAAGAGCAAGAAGUCUUA
Messenger RNA from Actinia tenebrosa (Australian red waratah sea anemone), 3899 nucleotides. RefSeq names its product dual specificity tyrosine-phosphorylation-regulated kinase 4. Gene Ontology annotation, cellular component: cytoplasm; nucleus; cytoskeleton. Gene Ontology annotation, biological process: peptidyl-threonine phosphorylation; peptidyl-serine phosphorylation. The record is from RefSeq and is a predicted model, not a curated record. NCBI's taxonomy places the organism in Eukaryota, Metazoa, Cnidaria, Anthozoa, Actiniaria, Actiniidae. Gene Ontology annotation, molecular function: ATP binding; protein serine/threonine/tyrosine kinase activity; protein serine/threonine kinase activity.